AUGGCAGCGGUUCUAGAUCCGGUCGUGGACGUUCUGGAGGAGGGCAGCCAUCCUUUGGACUCCUUGUUCAAGCCUAAGCGCGUGGCUGUCAUUGGGGCAACUGAUCGCGAGGGUAGUGUGGGCCGCACGCUUCUCCGAAACCUUAUCAGCAACCCCUUCGGAGGAGUCGUUUACCCAGUGAAUCCAAAGCGAGAUCACGUGCUGGGCAUCUCCUCAUUCAAAUCUAUUGCAGCCUGCCCCGGUCAAAUCGAUUUGGCAGUCGUAAUCACGCCAGCUUCUACUGUUCCUGCAGUUAUCCAGGAGUGCGUUGACAACAAGGUCCGAAACGUCAUCAUCAUCUCCGCAGGCUUUAAGGAGGUGGGCCCAGAAGGAGAGCGGUUAGAGAACGAGGUGAAAGCCAUUGCCAAGACUGGCAACCUUCGCAUCGUCGGGCCAAAUUGUUUGGGCAUCAUUUGCCCGACGUCAGGGCUAAACGCAUCCUUUGCCAACCUGAUGCCGCAGAAGGGAAGCGUAGCUUUCAUUAGCCAGAGUGGUGCCAUGAUUACCUCUGUGCUGGAUUGGAGCGUCUCCCAGAAGGUUGGCUUCAGCGCAGUCAUUAGCAUCGGCUCCAUGCUAGACAUGGACUUCAGCAGCAUGAUUUUUUACCUUGCGAAAGAUCCAGCUACGAAGAGCAUAGUUCUCUACAUGGAGUCGAUCGGUAACGCCCGGAGCUUCCUGUCCGCUGCACGAGAGGCGGCUCUAACCAAGCCCAUCAUUGUCAUCAAGGGUGGCCGCACUGAUGCUGCAGCCAAAGCCGCAGCCUCCCACACGGGAAGCUUGACCGGAAGCGACGCUGUGUUGGAUGCCGCGUUCAAGCGAGCUGGUGUGCUGCGUGUCGAAAACAUGUCUGACCUGUUCGAGAUGGCCGACGUCCUCUCCAAGCAGCCCCUUCCAAAUGGCAAUCGAUUGGCCAUUCUCACGAACGCUGGUGGUCCAGGCGUCUUGGCCUGCGAUGCCCUUGCGCAGCAUGGAGGUAGCCUUGCAGAACUCACCCCGAAGACGAUCCAAGCCCUGAACACAGUCCUGCCACCGGCCUGGAGCCAUGGCAACCCAAUCGAUGUCUUGGGAGAUGCAUCUGCGAAGCAUUAUGCCGACAGCCUGGAGAUUGUUGCUCAGGACCCCAACUGCGAUGGAUUUCUUGUGAUCCUCACGCCGCAGGCUAUGACAGCUCCGACGGAGUGUGCGGAAGCUUUGUCGCGCUACGCCAAGAUCCAAGGCAAACCUGUACUUGCAAGCUGGAUGGGUGGACCUGACGUCGCCCCUGGAGCAAAGGUCCUGAACGACGCAGGCGUUCCAACCUACUCCUACCCUGACAUGGCCUGCAAGACAUUCAACUACAUGCAUCAGUAUCAGAGCAACCAGGGAAGUAACUACGAGCGCAUUGACCUACAAAUGGAUUUGGAGAGGGUGCAGGACGGCAAGGCGGAGGCUCGGAAGCUGCUUUCCAAGGUCCGGGCCUCCGGCAGGUCUCUGCUGACAGAAGCCGAAAGCAAGUUGCUCCUCAAAGCCUAUGACAUCCCAGUCACGGCCUGUGAGCUAGCCUCAAGCCCUGCUGAAGCCAUGGCCGCAGCAGAGAAGAUUGGGUUUCCAGUGGUGAUGAAACUCAACUCCACCACCGUCACCCACAAGACGGACGUUGGAGGAGUUGUUCUUAAUCUACACAGCAAAGUGGCCGUAGAGAAAUCCUUCAUUGAGAUGAAGGAGAGUGUGUCCAGACUCGCCUCUCCAGAAGGAUUCGAGGGUGUCACGAUCCAGCCAAUGAUUUCUUUGAAAGGCUAUGAGAUCAUUCUCGGUUCGUCCAUAGACCCGCAACUGGGACCCGUGCUUUUGUUCGGCAUGGGUGGCUGUUUGGUGGAAGUUUUCAAGGACUCAGCCGUGGGCCUCCCGCCACUCAACGCUAACUUGGCUCGGAAAAUGCUGGAGGAGACAAAGCUCUACAAAGCACUCCUAGGAGUCCGGGGGAUGAAGAGCGUGAAUAUUGAUGCCCUCAUCCAGAUCAUGGUCCGCUUCUCCGUCCUGAUUGUAGACCUUCCGGAGAUCUUGGAGUGCGACAUCAACCCUCUUAUUGCAUCAGAGGAUUCCAUCCUCUCGCUCGACGCCAGGGUGGUGCUGCAUGACCCCAAGAUAGAGCCAGAGGACUGGCCACAACCAGCCAUCCGACCCUAUCCGCACCAGUAUGUCAAGACGGUCGACUUGACAGAUAAGAUGCCUGCCAAGAUUCGACCUAUCCUGCCAGAGGACGAGGGCAUGAUGCGCAGUUUCUAUGGUGAAGCAUCGUGGCCCAGCGGAUGUGAUCCAACUGCGAUGCCAAAGGAGGAGGCGCAGCUGACAUGCAGCCUGAGCCGCACGCACCUGAUCCGCACGUGCUUUGUGGACUUCGACCGGUCGAUUGUCCUAGUUGCGGAGGUGACCCAGGAUGGGGAGAAGAUGAUUGUCGGAGCUGGGCGUGUCAGUAGGGAGCAGAUGAGCAAUGACGUGACUUUCGCGCUUCAAGUACUGCCGAGCUUCAGACGAAAGAGCUUGGGUUCUGUCAUGUUGAAGGCGCUCAUAGACGUGGCGAAGGAGGAAGGCGCAGCUUGCAUCAAGGCCGACGUCCUGUGCGAGAACACGCGUGCUCUGCGGUUCCUGGAGGGGCAUGGCUUCCACCUCGGGGAAGAGAAGAGAGCACUCAUUCCCGUGAAGCUGCAAUUUGAAGAAGUGGCAGGGCGACGUCCACUCAGUCAGGUGCCCUCUUUGGCUAACAUGCGGAAGCCCACCGUCAUGAUGCAUUCAGAAGGCCCGUCAGCUAGUCCUACCUUUGCAGCCUCCUGA
Molecule: messenger RNA, 2850 nt
Organism: Symbiodinium pilosum
Lineage: Eukaryota; Dinophyceae; Suessiales; Symbiodiniaceae
Source: the annotation of a GenBank genome assembly